Sipha flava (yellow sugarcane aphid) is the source of this 360-nucleotide messenger RNA. Its product is annotated as zinc finger BED domain-containing protein 5-like. Bases 1 to 360 code for a protein of 119 amino acids. Lineage: Eukaryota; Metazoa; Arthropoda; Insecta; Hemiptera; Aphididae. The transcript is spliced from 2 exons. The record is from RefSeq and is a predicted model, not a curated record.
AUGGGAUUUACUUGGUAUGGAAAUGAAAACUGUCCUCAACCAGAAUGCAUUGUAUGUGGAGUGAAAUUAUCCAACGCAGCUAUGGUUCCAAAAUCAGUAAUUUUUGAGAAAAAGGUUACUAUUCCUAAUAAAAAACUUGAAGCUAGUUAUAAAGUGGCAGAAUUAAUAGUUGAAAAUAAAAAACCACAUACAAUAAAUGAAUCUUUAAUUCUUCCAGCCUGUUCAGAAAUAGUGCGUAUUAUGUUUGGUAAUGAGGCUGAAGCCGAAAUAAAAAAAAUACCUCUUUCGAAUAAUACUAUUCGUAGAUGCGUCCAAGAUAUGUCAGAAGACAUAGAAAAAAAUGUGGUGGAAAAAAAUUAA